Messenger RNA from Neodiprion virginianus, 2670 nucleotides. RefSeq lists its product as uncharacterized. Bases 421 to 1590 code for a protein of 389 amino acids. Lineage: Eukaryota; Metazoa; Arthropoda; Insecta; Hymenoptera; Diprionidae. The transcript has 5 exons. The record is from RefSeq and is a predicted model, not a curated record. Gene Ontology annotation, molecular function: protein binding.
GCGUAAUACUGCGGUGGCUAAAUAUAAACCCCGGCGUCGCGGCGCUGCCGCUGAGCGAAAUCUUCACGAGAUGAGCUUGCGGCAGUGGAGAGAAAAGGAGAGACCGAGAGAAAGAGAGAUGGAGUAAAGAGAGAGUAGGGGAGAUCCGAGAAGAAGAACUUUUGGCUACAGUCAGUGGGUCAGGGCGUCAAGUCGCAUUCCACCAGGGUACUACCUAAAAUCUCCAUCGGACAAAGACCGCUUCAACUCGCCGCGCGUAUUUUCAACGAUAUCGCCGUUCCUUCCGUCACUUCGAACCGAUUCGGCAUUUCUUCUUUCUACCUUCUCCCGUCGUUGAUCCCUCCAAAAAGUGGUGCGUGAUUGCAAGUACAAGUGGAGGUGUCUUCGCAACGGAACAAAGCGGUUCCCGUACAACAAAAAAUGGUGUGCGACGCCGCGGGUUCCGGGUGCCCGCCCGAGAUCGGAGAAGAAGACGUCUCCUUGAGGCGCGCCCUUGAAGAUCUUUUGAAAUGUAUGCUCAGGGUCUGGUGCAAGGAAGGCCAAGCAUUGACCACGCUCGGCGUCCCGCCACCCGAAAGCGACAAAAGAGUGAUCGUAAAAAGGGAGCCUGGGGGCGAGUUCGGGUUCCGGAUUCACGGCUCGAAGCCCGUCGUGGUAUCGGUAAUUGAGCCGGAUAUGCCGGCUGAGAGCUCCGGCCUCGAGGUGGGCGACAUCAUCAUAUCCGUAAACGGAAGAAGCGUCAUGGACGCGGUUCACUCGGAAGUCGUAAGGCUCGCGCAUUCGGGAACCGACAUCCUGGAGCUCGAGGUCGUGCGAACCUGCAACAUCCUGGCGCCCCAGGUCCCGAGGAGCGGUUCGAAGGACGGGCCAGCCGAGGCGCCUCUCUGCUCCGGGUACCUGUGGAGGAGGUCGACGACUUCGACGUCUUCGACGUCGGACAAAUGGGUCAGGAGAUGGUUCGCGUUACGCCGCGACAACUGCCUUUAUUGCUACAAGACUGAUGCGGAUUCACAGCCGGUAGGAGCAGUGAUGCUCCUAAAGUACGCGGUAACGCCAACCCCCGACGUCAGACCCCACAGCUUCGUCAUAACGAAACCCGGAGCGCCAACGUUGCACUUAGGAGCCGACGCCGAGGAAGCGGCCAGCCGUUGGGCGACGGUCAUAAAAGAAGCUGUCGAAAAGAACAACCAGGGCGACACCUGGUUGAACGCAUCGUUGAGGCUACAGCAGAUGCCUCCCUGCACGAUUCAGAGGCCGGACUGUUUCGGCUACCUCAGUAAGCAGCAGGGCGCUCAUACCAGGGAAUUCGGCUCGAGCUGGUCCCGCAGAUACUGCGUCCUCAAGGACGCCGUCCUCUACUUCUACGACGACGCCAACGCCGAACGCGCCUUCGGCAUCGCCUGUGUUCGCGGCUUUUCCGUUCACUGGGGUGCAUCCGGUUCCGCGGAGGGCAGGAAACACGCCUUCGAACUACAGCCGCCAGAUUCUACCCAAAAGAGUCACAUUUUCGCGACCGAAUCCGAAAUGGACAAAAAGAGGUGGAUAGCAGCGCUCGAAUACUCGAUUGACCGGUGGAUAAAGAUAGGUUGACGAGACAACUAGUCUAGCCUGGCUCGGCUUGUUCCACCGCGGCGAGCCGACCCGAUGUAACGAAAUAUCUUUGUCCCAGCAGCGACGAAUUUACCCAGCACAAAACUUCAUCAACGAUCGUCAAAUGCGACUAUAAUAUUUACCUUUCUUUCUUUUCACUUUUACUUCGUUCUCUUGUCGUGUUCUUGACGUUGUUAUUUUACUUAUGCGUCGUUUUUUAUUUAAAAAUGCAUUAUUCGUCAUUAUUAUUAUCAUUAUCCUCAACAUCAUCCGAGAUUAUUCUCACAAUGAUUAUUAUUAUUAUUAUUAUCAUUGCCAUUACUGUUAACGUUGUUAUUAUUAUUAUUAUUAUUAUCAUUAUUAUUAUCAUUACGAUUAUUAUUGCUGUUAUUACGAAGGCGUAUAAACAUAAAUACGAUAUUGUAUAGAGCCUUGCGUGCGUGUGCGGUGUAAGAAUGCGUGAGUAGUUGAAACGUGGCAUGCAUUGAGCGAAUAUCUCACGACGUAUGUGUUAAUGCGUGUAAUGUUGAUGUUGCAUAUGGGAACAUGAAAGGGAGAGAGAGAGGGAGAGAAAAAGAGAGAAAGAGCGAGAGAGCGACAGAGAGAGAGAGUGAGAGAAAAAGUAGAGGUGCAAAUGCUUUGUGGGACGUUCGAAGUAUGCGCGAGUGUAAUUGAAUAAUGAAUGCUUUUUUGUCGUCUUUUUUGUCAUUUUGUUUCCUCCUUAUUGACGUUGAAUAUAAGAAUUUAUAAUUGUAAUACAUAUAUAACGAGCACGCCCCCUUCCUCCCCUUCAGCAAAGGAACAAAAAAAAAAAAAACAGGAAAACAACCCAGAGGGCCGCAUUUAAAACUAACGUUUAUAAAACUUUACCUAUAAAAGAGAAAACUAUAAUCACGAACAGUUAUAAACAUAUUUACGUGUUGAUAGCAAGGAGUUCCGAUACGGAAUGAAUGCGCCAUACGGCUCGGGUGUAUGUAUACCAUAAAGGUACUUAACCCGUUUGCCAGACGCAAAUGCCAAAAGAAACAUAAGUCAUUCGCUCAAACAUUCAGAUAAUAAUAAAGACUUUAAUACCAGUUA